Molecule: messenger RNA, 2101 nt
Organism: Amphimedon queenslandica
Lineage: Eukaryota; Metazoa; Porifera; Demospongiae; Haplosclerida; Niphatidae
Product: myosin-M heavy chain-like
Exons: 6
Coding region: 56-2017 (653 amino acids)
Biological process (GO): mitotic spindle organization; non-motile cilium assembly; cytoplasmic microtubule organization
Cellular component (GO): ciliary base; centrosome
Source: RefSeq, a predicted model, not a curated record
UAGAAGGGCAUCACAAAGCGUUGCUAAGAGAAGAAAAGAGAAGAGACAGGCUAGCAUGACAAGCCCGCACCAAGGCGGUGCUUACUCGACACAGUAUCAAUACUUGGAGCAAGAGAGACUUAGAAAGCUACACGAAGAGCAUUACCAGGCCACUAUCACCAUGAGGAGCAGGGCACAAAUGCUCUCCAAGCAAACAAUACAAAGAAAGAAGUACUUCAUUCUAACUAUAAUGCUUCAUUGCUUCUCUAUCUAUUUCAUGCACUUUCUCUAUUGUAGGGCUUUAGAGCAGAAGAAAGUUGAAAUGGCAAAGGCAGAGGAGGAGAGAAGGAAGAAGGCACUAGAAGAGAGAAGGAAAGUGCAGCAGGAGGCAACAGACAGGUUUAGGAGCGCAAUAUAUCGCAAUGUAAAACCAAGUCCAACUGCUCAUCACCAUUCUAGUCACCACACACCAAAACUGUCAAGAUCCUCUACAAGUGAAAGUCAUAAGACUCAUUAUAGGAGUAGUUCUAGCGAAAGAAGUGGGACAAAAAAAGAGAGAGACGAUCGUAUUAUUCUUGGACCGAAUGUUGAAAUACUUCACUCACACAAUACCCCAACCCUUGACGAAGUACUUGAAACAAUAAGAGGUCGUAAACAGAGUCACUCAAGCGCCCAGUCAUUCUUUACACCAGAACCUCCUCCUCCUCCUCCUCCUCCUGUUUCCCAUAAGCCUCUUUUGGUCGUCAACUCACAGCCGUCAUUUACAGUAGAUUCUCCGACAAAUCACGCCUCUCAAAUCACUCCUACAAAAAUAUUAUUCCCAGUACUUUCGCCCGAAAAUGAAACUACCUUAGAAGCUACACCCACAAAGGAAAUAUCGACAGAAUUGCUGGAAGAAUCGACAAUAUCCUCGAGUAGCUCUUCUCUGCAUGAUAGCCUGGACAGUCCGUGUUCUCCCUCAUCGCCACAGAGAAAAAAUGAAGAUGCCAAAACUGAAAAUAAAACAAGUUCAAAAUCCUCCGAGUCUGAUACCGAUCAAACCACACCCACACCUUCCGAGCCAUCGCUUCAUCACAAAGUACUCAAUUUGACAAUUGUGCCUUCUGCGUCUCCUCUUGAUUCCCCGGAUGGUGCCACGCCCACAAAAGAAGACGAAGAGAAGAAGAUUGUCGGCAUAUUAAAGCGACCGUCCGAAAUAAUGGAUGCAACGUUGUCUAGCUCCACCAUGAGUAAUCAGAGCGUACUGGGGACUAAGAGCACAAGAUCAAACAGCACGAUAAUAAAGAAAGUGAGAUUCAUUGACGAGUUUCAGAAACGGAAGUCUCCGCCCAAACUAAUAACGGCAAAUGGGUUCCUAUCGCACACGUAUCCUACGGGAGCAGCGUCACCUAAAAUGAAAAUAUCACUUGCAUCUCCCUCUUCCUCCUCCCCCUCUAAUGCUUAUCCUCAAAAAUCAAAGAACCCACGAAACGGGUUGUAUCCUAGUUCCACCUAUGAAGAGGAUAGAGACUCCUCCCACUCCCCACGCUCACUCUCUCCGCAGCUAAUAACGUUACCGGUAGACCGUACGAUACUGGACAAUAACCGGACACCAACUGAUGAAGAAAUAAACUCACUCUGGAGACACAUCAACGCUUAUCUAAAUAAACCGGGUGAAGACACGCCCUCAAGAGAAAGCCACACCCAUCACCACAUAUCCCGGGGUAUAAGGUGUCGUAACUCUCAUCAUCCGGUCAAGCUGUGGAGACGUCAACAACAACAAAAACAACAACAACAACAAUCGCAUCAUGAGGAGCAUGCAACAGCAAACAAACAAGUAUCAGCUCCAUUGUUAUUGGCUACUGAGGAGAGCAGGCUAAUCGAGAGUAUUGAUGCUAUCAAUGAGAAGCUGAAAGGUCGCGUUAUGUCACUCGAUGCUUUAGAACAUUCUGAUAAAAAAGUGUUCAAUGAACUGCCGAGACCAAGAAAUCGUUACAAUUCGAAAUUAUUGAUGCAAACCACGCCCACAACAAACAGACAGUACUUACAAUAUAGAUAACAAUAUUCAUUGAUUAUUUAUUAUUAUUAUUAUUGUUAAUCACUUCACAAAUUAUUAUUAUUAUUAAUUUAAUGUUAUUAAUUC